UUCCCUCGCUGGAUCUUUUUCGAUCUGGCAAGCUGAGACCGGAUCUCUCUCAAUUAACCGCGCCCCCUCCCUUAACACACACACACACACUACUCCACGCACGCACGCUUCUCGGAAGCUCGCUUGCUUGCGUGUUUGAUCAGCGGUUUGAUCCCUGGAGCUUUCUGCCGCCAGCACCCCCACCCCACCCCGGCAAGCCCGGGGUUUCUGGCAUGGGUGCAGCAACUCUCCGGCCCUGACUCGGAAAGAAAAUAGAUUUUAUCCCAAAUCACACACACACACACCCCACCCGCCUGCGCUUUCUCCUGCACGCCGUGGCUGCCGCAAGAGCUGUGCUGGAGCGCUCCAACUUUUUCCUCUCUUCCCCUCCUUAAAUUUUAGAGAGAGUUAAAAGAAAGAGGAGCUGGCGGGGUCGUGGUGGGGGGGGAGAGUGAUACCACGUUUUCCGGUUACGGGAGGGGGGGGGAAGCGCUUCCUUGGUUCCUGGCUGCUGGUUCUAAUGGGAGACACGCAGAAGGGUCAAACAAAUCGAACCACCAAGGCAAAGGAUGCCCACGUCUGUGGCAGAUGCUGUGCCGAGUUCUUUGAACUCACGGAUCUCCUGCAACACAAGAAGAACUGUACUAAAAAUCAAUUAGUUUUAAUUGUGAAUGAAAAUCCCAUUUCUCCUUCUGAAGCCUUCCCUCCUAGCUCCCCUACUGAUAAUCCUGACGAACAGAGGAAUGACACAGUUAAUAACAUGGAUCAAGUAGACCGCAGCGACCUUUCCGAGCAUAACGACAAACUUGAGACGGAAGAAUCCAUGGACGUGGAGGCUUCUGGGGUUAGUAAGAGCACUGGCAGUAGUUCCCAGAAUGUCAACAAUAGUAUUGCAAGCAGUAACUGCUCCACGAUGGGUACCUCAGCUAUAACAACCUCUCUACCUCAACUAGGGGAUCUGACCAUGCUAGGCAACUUCUCGAUGAUCAAUAGCAACGUCAUCAUUGAAAACCUUCAGAGCACAAAAGUGGCGGUGGCACAGUUUUCCCAGGAAGCGCGGUGCAACGGUGCCUCCACAAGCAAGCUGGCCGUCCCUGCCCUGAUGGAGCAGCUGUUGGCUUUGCAGCAGCAACAGAUCCACCAGUUGCAAUUGAUUGAACAGAUUCGUCACCAAAUAUUACUGCUGGCUUCCCAGAACGCGGACCUGCCAGCCUCUCCUAGCCCAUCUCAGAGUACAUUACGAACAUCUGCCAACCCCUUGUCCACGUUAAGUUCCCAUUUAUCCCAGCAACUGGCUGCGGCGGCAGGCUUGGCACAGAGCCUGGCUAGCCAGUCUGCCAGCAUCAGUGGUGUGAAGCAACUAUCCCCUCUACAGCUACCUCAGAGCAAUCCUGGCAACACGAUGAUUCCAUCCAGUAGCGGCUCAUCUCCAAAUAUUAACCUGUCUGCAGCAGCAAUUGCGACCCCGUCCUCCGACAAAAUGGCUACGAACGCUGGUGGCCCACAGCUCGUCAACCCGCCGGUGACCACGUCAUCCUCACCAGUUUUUGCAAUAAGCAGUUUAUUAAGCCCCGUAUCAAACCCUCUUCUACCUCAACCCACCCCUAGCAACUCUGUGUUCCCCAAUCCUUUGUCAAAUCUUGGGACGCCUGCAGAGGACUUGAACUCGUUGGCUGCUCUGGCCCAGCAGAGAAAAAACAAGCCCCCCAGCCUAGCCACCUUCGAAGCAAAAAGUUCUUCCGACGAAGCAUUCUUUAAGCAUAAAUGCAGGUUCUGUGCAAAAGUGUUUGGGAGCGACAGUGCCUUGCAGAUCCAUUUACGUUCUCACACUGGGGAGAGGCCAUUUAAAUGCAACAUCUGUGGAAACCGGUUUUCCACCAAGGGGAAUUUAAAGGUCCACUUUCAGCGUCAUAAAGAAAAAUAUCCUCACAUUCAAAUGAAUCCGUACCCAGUGCCAGAGCAUUUGGACAACAUCCCCACAAGUACAGGUAUCCCAUACGGAAUGUCAAUACCACCUGAGAAACCUGUAACGAGUUGGCUGGACAGCAAGCCAGUGUUAUCAACUCUGACAACGUCAGUUGGCCUACCACUUCCACCCACCCUUCCAAGCUUGACUCCUUUUAUCAAAACGGAGGAGCCUCAACCUAUUCCCAUCUGUCAUCCUUCUUCUAGUUCCCCAUGUUCUGUCAAAAGUGACUCUGGGUCCAUUGAUCCUUCUGGGAAAAACUCAAAUGGCCAUGUAGCUGAAGGGGAGGGGUGUGUGCUGCUGUCCUCCAAUGACAAACCAGAAGAAAGCACUCAGAUGCCCAGUGCCUCUGCUAGUCUGGACAAUUCCAUAACCUCGCCAGCAGCAGAUUUGGGUCCCAACAGUGUGGUCGCUUUUACCAAUCCACUCAUGCCUCUCAUGUCAGAGCAAUUUAAGGCCAAGUUUCCAUUUGGAGGGCUGCUGGAUGUCACACCAGCCUCCGAGACUUCCAAACUGCAGCAACUGGUGGAAAACAUUGAUAAAAAGGCAACCGAUCCCAAUGAAUGUAUCAUCUGCCACCGAGUUUUGAGUUGCCAGAGUGCUUUGAAAAUGCACUACCGCACACAUACCGGUGAAAGGCCUUUUAAGUGCAAAAUCUGUGGCCGUGCCUUCACGACAAAAGGCAAUCUCAAGACCCAUUAUAGCGUUCACCGUGCCAUGCCCCCACUGAGAGUGCAACAUUCCUGCCCAAUUUGCCAGAAAAAGUUCACCAAUGCUGUCGUUCUGCAGCAGCACAUUAGAAUGCACAUGGGAGGCCAGAUACCCAACACACCAGUGACAGAAAACUAUCCCGAGUCAAUGGAGUCUGAUACGGGGUCUUUUGAUGAGAAGAACUUUGAUGAUCUGGAUAACUUCUCCGAUGAGAACUUGGAAGACUGUCCUGACAGUAGUGUGCCGGAUACACCUAAAUCUGUCGAUGCAUCUCAAGAUAGUUUAUCUUCUUCCCCAUUGCCACCAGAAAUGUCAAGUAUUGCUGCUUUAGAAAAUCAGAUGAAGAUGAUCAAUGCCGGGCUUGCCGAACAGCUUCAAGCAAGUUUGAAGUCCAUGGAGAACGGAUCGGUGGAAGGGGACAUAAUGACAAAUGAUUCAUCCUCUGUUGGUGGCGAUAUGGAAAGCCAAAGUGCUGGAAGUCCUGCUAUCUCGGAGUCUACCUCUUCCAUGCAGGCCUUGUCCCCAUCCAACAGCACGACCGAUUACCACAAACUGCCAGGUGUUGAAGAGAAACCACCAAGAAUUUUAUCGAGCGAGUUUGCCAAUGGUUGGCCACUGGCUCUUGCAAAUGGCGGCGCUUUGGACUUGACGUCAGGCAACCCGGAGAAAAUGAUUAAAGAGGAGUCCUUGAGCAUGCUGUUUCCUUUCCGAGACAGAGGCAAACUUAAGAACACGGCGUGUGACAUUUGUGGGAAAACGUUUGCUUGUCAGAGUGCCUUGGACAUUCAUUACAGGAGUCAUACCAAAGAGAGACCAUUUAUUUGCACAGUUUGCAAUCGUGGCUUUUCCACAAAGGGUAAUUUGAAGCAGCAUAUGUUGACACAUCAAAUGCGAGAUCUACCAUCACAGCUCUUUGAACCCAACUCGAACCUCGGCCCCAGUCAGAACUCUUCGUCAGUGGUACCCGCUAAUUCGCUCUCGUCUCUUAUAAAGACCGAGGUCAACGGUUUUGUUCAUGGCUCUCCUCAGGACAGCAAAGAGACGUCGUCCAGCCUGCUUCCUUCAGGGCCCUUGCCGCCUUUAGCAACGUCGCCCGUCUUGCUUCCAGCUCUGCCCAGAAGAACGCCGAAGCAGCACUAUUGCAACACAUGUGGGAAAACGUUUUCGUCCUCCAGCGCUUUGCAGAUCCAUGAAAGAACCCAUACAGGGGAGAAGCCUUUUGCCUGCACUAUCUGCGGAAGAGCUUUCACAACAAAAGGGAACCUCAAGAGUCUCUUUCAGGUUCACAUGGGGACUCAUAUGUGGAACAGCACCCCUGCCAGAAGAGGCAGACGGCUUUCUGUGGAUGGCCCCAUGACUUUUCUCGGAAGCAACCCUGUAAAAUUUCCAGACAUGUUUCCAAAAGAUUUGGCCGUGAGGUCCGGAAACGGAGACCCAUCUAGCUUCUGGAAUCAGUACGCAGCUGCACUCUCCAACGGCUUGGCCAUGAAGACGAAUGAGAUCUCCGUCAUUCAAAAUGGUGGCAUCCCUCCAAUUCCUGGGAGCAUGGGCAAUGGCGGCAGUUCCCCUAUUAGCGGCUUGACAGGCAGCAUGGAGAAGCUCCAGAAUUCAGAACCUAACGCGCCUCUAGCUGGUCUGGAGAAACUGGCAAGCAGCGAGAACGGGACUACCUUCCGCUUCACGCGCUUCAUGGAAGACGGCAAAGAGAUUGUAACAAAUUAGGACAUAUGUUACGAACGUUCCUGCAGAUAUUGCAACCUAAGGUUGUGUGGGUUUUUUGUUUUUGUUUUUUGUUAUUUUGGCAACUCAACAAAACAGCAACAUUAAAAAAAGACAUCCUUUUGUACCCUGAUCGACAACUAGAGUUCUAAAACAGCUUAUUUAUUAGUGAUAUAACCUCUUUUUUUUUCUUUUUGUUUUAGCUUUGCAAACACAUGCAAGCGUUAUCUUGGUCUUCUGUAUUUUGAACUAAAUACUAAUUGACUAGAGUGCUGUAACAUUUAUGGCAACGCAAGUCUGUUCAGCUAGGUGGUCUCCUUCUGGCAUUUAACUUAUUUUCUAUAUCCAGUUUAACAUAAACUUUUGGUGGGGAUGCAAUGCCUCCAUAAUUCAUUUCUCACUCUCUCUCUCUCUCACUCUCUCUCUCUCUCGUAACAAAAGUCUGUAUAUGUGUAUACUUCAAUCCCGAUGGAAAUUUUUAUCGGCAAAUACAUUGUUUAAUUCUCCAAACAGAUUUGCGCAAAGGAUUGAAAAUGGACCAUAUAAAAUUGAACCAUAUGCAUCCUUCA
Molecule: messenger RNA, 4944 nt
Organism: Elgaria multicarinata webbii
Lineage: Eukaryota; Metazoa; Chordata; Lepidosauria; Squamata; Anguidae
Gene: SALL1
Product: spalt like transcription factor 1
Exons: 3
Coding region: 500-4378 (1292 amino acids)
Biological process (GO): regulation of transcription by RNA polymerase II
Cellular component (GO): nucleus
Molecular function (GO): RNA polymerase II cis-regulatory region sequence-specific DNA binding; DNA-binding transcription factor activity, RNA polymerase II-specific
Source: RefSeq, a predicted model, not a curated record